This is a messenger RNA of Antechinus flavipes (yellow-footed antechinus), 2167 nucleotides long. RefSeq names its product cholinergic receptor nicotinic delta subunit (gene CHRND). Gene Ontology annotation, cellular component: postsynaptic membrane; synapse; neuron projection. The transcript is spliced from 12 exons. Bases 64 to 1617 code for a protein of 517 amino acids. The record is from RefSeq and is a predicted model, not a curated record. Gene Ontology annotation, biological process: nervous system process; signal transduction; chemical synaptic transmission. Lineage: Eukaryota; Metazoa; Chordata; Mammalia; Dasyuromorphia; Dasyuridae. Gene Ontology annotation, molecular function: transmembrane signaling receptor activity; acetylcholine-gated monoatomic cation-selective channel activity.
UUCCCCGGCACCCUGUCUAGGACAGUGGGGGUCAGGUCCCGGGGCUGCAGACGGACGGACGGAAUGGGGGGCUGGAGCCUGGGGCUGGGGCUGCUCGUGGCUCUGGCCACCUCCGGAGCCGGCGCCCUGAACGAGGAGGAGCGGCUCAUCCGCUACCUCUUUGAGGAGAAGGCUUAUAACAAGAACCUGCGGCCGGUGGAGCGCCAGGGGGACAGGGUGGACAUCUCCUUGGCCCUCACCCUCUCCAACCUCAUCUCCCUGAAAGAAGUGGACGAGACCCUCACCACCAACGUGUGGAUCGAGCAUGGCUGGAUGGACAGCCGGCUCCAAUGGGAGAUGGCCGAGUUCGGAAACAUCAGCGUCCUGCGCCUGCCUCCAGACAUGCUGUGGCUCCCAGAGAUCGUCCUGGAGAACAACAAUGACGGCACCUUCCAGAUCUCCUACUCCUGCAACAUCCUCCUCUACCCCUCUGGUUGGGUUUACUGGCUGCCCCCCGCCAUCUUCCAGUCUUCUUGCCCCAUCACCGUCACCUACUUCCCCUUUGACUGGCAGAACUGCUCCCUCAAGUUCAGCUCCCUGACAUACACGGCCAAGGAGAUCAAUCUGCAGCUGAAGCAGGAGACUGAUGGAGAGGGGCGCUCCUACCCCGUGGAGUGGAUCAUCAUUGACCCCGAAGGCUUCACGGAAAACGGGGAGUGGGAAAUCGUUCACCGGCCUGCCCGGAAAAACAUCGACCAGAGCGUGUCCCCGGCCAGCACCAGCUACCAGGACAUCACCUUCUACCUCAUCAUCCGCAGGAAGCCCCUGUUCUACAUCAUCAACAUCCUGGUGCCCUGCGUCCUCAUCUCUUUCAUGAUCAACCUGGCCUUCUACCUGCCUGCCGACAGUGGUGAGAAGACUUCAGUGACCAUCUCAGUCCUGCUGGCCCAGUCUGUCUUCCUGCUGCUCAUUUCCAAGCGUCUGCCCGCGACUUCCCACGCCAUCCCCCUCAUUGGCAAGUUCCUUCUCUUCGGGAUGGUCCUGGUCACCAUCAUCGUGCUCAUCUGUGUGGUUACCCUGAACAUCCACCACCGCACGCCCAGCACCCACGUCCUCUCGCAGGGGGUCAGGAAGAUGUUCCUGGAGACCCUGCCGCGGUGGCUGCACAUGUCCCAGCCCGAGGCGGAGCCCGCGCCCGGCUCCCAGGUGCGCCGCAGCAGCUCCCUGGGCUACAUCUCCAAAGCGGAGGAAUACUUCACGGUCAAGUCCCGCAGCGACCUCAUGUUCGAGAAGCAGUCGCAGCGCCACGGGCUGGCCAGCCGCGUCACCCCCGCGCGGCGGCCCCCGCCCGGGUCCGAGGAGUCCCAGCAGGAGCUGCUGAAUGAGAUCAGGCCGGCCGUGGACGGGGCCAACUUCAUCGUCAGCCACAUGAGAGACCAGAACAACUACAACGAGGAGAAGGACAGCUGGGGCCGAGUGGCCCGGACCGUGGACCGCCUCUGCCUCUUCGUGGUGACCCCGCUGAUGGCGCUGGGGACCGCCUGGAUCCUCCUGCAGGGCAUGUACAACCGGCCCCCGCUCCAGCCCUUCCCCGGGGACCCCUUCACCUACGACGAGAAGGACAAACGCUUCAUCUAGGAGCCGCCCACCCGGGGGCCCCCGGACCGGUGGUCCCAUGGCCCCUGCCCCGGGGUGGGGGGCAGUAAGGGGAGGGGAGGGGUAACUGCCCUGAAGUACCAGAGCCAGGGGGAGGGGGGAGGGACAACAUCCGCAGCUCCUUCUGGGGUCCCGAAGGGCCGCCCUUCUCAAAGGCCAGGCCCUGACUCAGCCCUGGGGAAGGAGGGCGCCAAGGCCGCAGUCUGUCCACUGAGGACUGAGGAGCCACUAACUGGCAGGCAGGGCUUUAGCUAGGAAAUGAAGGAAGGAAAAGGGGGAGGGAGGGAGGGAGGGAAGGAGAAAGAGAGAAAAAGAAGGAAGGGAGGAAGGCAGAGGGAGGGAGGGGCAGUGUGAAUAAAUAGUCAUUAAAUUAAGUCCUGAUUGCCACACCGUGUACCCAGCUCUGCUCGAUGCUGGAGUGGGGGAAAGUACCAUUUCUGGAGCAUGCGAGAGUUUGCAAAUAGUUUUGCAGCCAUUCUCUCAUUUGGAGAUCAAUUAAAUCAUAUUUCAAACCAAGAGUCAAAUCAGAAAA